AUGAAAUUUCAUCUCGCCAUAUCCGCAGCUUUUGCGGCAGGUGCUUAUGCUGCCGAUGUGGGCAAACACUGGAAAAUCGGCUGGAUUGACAAUGUGAAUCCGGACGGUAAGUUUCCUCGCCGAGCUAUCGGCAUCAAUGGCAAGUUUCCGCACGACCCUGUGAGUAUCAACUCGAACGAUUUCCUCCAUAUCAACGUGUCGAACGCGUUCGGUGAUGGAAGGCCCACGACAUUGCAUGCCCAUGGCUUGUACUACCAGAAUGUCAAUUACUUUGACGGGGCUGCAAAUGUUGCGCAGUGUCCUAUUCCAGAUGGCCAGUCAUUCAACUAUGAAAUACUGAACUCGCCUAGAGCAGGAAAAACAGAAAGUCAGUGGGGAACUUAUUGGCUUCAUGGACAUUAUAAGGGACAAUACACCGACGGACUUCGCACUCCUUUCAUCAUUCACAACGCCAAUGGAGAGGUUUACGAUUACGACGACGAUUACACCGUUGCGUUGACCGAUUGGUAUCAUGAAGAACACGGAUACCUUAAGCACCACAAGUUUCUGAAACCAGACCCUAUCUAUCCUACCCCGAAGGAAGGACUUAUGUAUUUUGCACAUACAAAGGCAAACCAAACGGCAAAGAACCUUCCAGGAUACAACGAAAACGCAACGCUGCCGUUCGAACCAGGAAAGACUUAUCGCCUGCGACUCAUCAACAUGUCCGCAGCCAGCAGGUUCGACUUUUGGAUUGAGGGACAUGACAUGGACAUUAUUGAAGCAGAUGGUACAGAUGUUAAACGCUUCGCUACGGAUGUGGUGCAGGUGGGAAUUGGCCAGCGUUAUUCUGUGCUCGUCAAGGCCCGUAAUUCGGCAGAGAACGAUUGGCGGAUUCACGCAGACAUGGAAAAGGAUAUGUAUGGAGGUGGCUUCAAGCACCAGGAUGGAGAUCACUUGAGGUUAAACUUGACCAGUAAGGUUUCGUACGGAAAAAAGAACGCAAAAUUGGGUAAAGGCCGGAAGACGAUUAGCACCUUCAAGCUGUUCGAUGAUCUUUUGUUGGAACCGGUGCACAAGGAGUCUGCUGAAACAAAACCUGACAUGGCCGUAACCCUGAUGGUAGGCAUGAACUCUACUGAAGAUGGAAUUCCGAUUGGUACUUUCAAUGGAACUCAAUUUAAAGCACCACUGACGCCGCCUAUCUUGACUAUGAAAACAGAGAAUGAUACAGCCAUCAUGGACCCCAAGAUUUAUGGCCCGAAUUCUAAUGCAGUCGUGGCGCCUUACAACAGCACAGUGGAACUCAAGCUCGUGAGUGCUGGUGGUGCACAUCCCUUCCAUUUGCACGGAACCAAGUUCCAGCUGGUUGAAAGAAUGAAGAAUACGAGUCUGCCGUGUACAAAGCAAUGCUCCCGAGAAAAUCCAUUGCGUCGAGACACAGUGAUUUUACCUGCCGGUGGAAGCGUAACAAUGCGAUUCCGGGCUGAUAACCCUGGUGCGUGGAUGAUGCACUGUCACAUGGACUGGCAUUUAGCUGCAGGUUUGGCUAUGAUGGUAAUUCAAGCCCCAAGAGAAGCUAAGAAAAUGCUCGACGUGCCAUCUUAUUUCCCGCAGCAAUGUCGAAUGCAAGGCUUGCCUGUGCACGGCAAUGCAGGCGGCGUACGAGGAAGCACGACGGAUUUCGGACGGUUGAACUAA
Malassezia restricta is the source of this 1680-nucleotide messenger RNA. RefSeq names its product iron transport multicopper oxidase. Gene Ontology annotation, molecular function: ferroxidase activity; copper ion binding. The record is from RefSeq and is a predicted model, not a curated record. Bases 1 to 1680 code for a protein of 559 amino acids. NCBI's taxonomy places the organism in Eukaryota, Fungi, Basidiomycota, Malasseziomycetes, Malasseziales, Malasseziaceae. The transcript has a single exon. Gene Ontology annotation, cellular component: high-affinity iron permease complex. Gene Ontology annotation, biological process: reductive iron assimilation; cellular response to iron ion starvation.